This is a messenger RNA of Camellia sinensis, 390 nucleotides long. Lineage: Eukaryota; Viridiplantae; Streptophyta; Magnoliopsida; Ericales; Theaceae. The record is from RefSeq and is a predicted model, not a curated record.
AUGGAGCAACUUGUCAAGCCUUUCUACUCACUUUGCUCGAACAACCCCUAUGCCAUGGCAAACACUCAGAGUUCAUUUACCGGCCAUAGUAUCACCCAUAACGAAAAUGAAGGGAGUUUUGACUUUGCUUUUGUCGAUGCUGACAAGGUUAAUUACCUUAACUAUCACGAGCGAUUGAUGAAACUGGUGAAAGUUGGUGGAAUAGUUGUCUAUGAUAACACACUCUGGGGAGGGUCGGUUGCAAUGCCUGAGGAAUCGGUUCCGGAGGGCAUGAAGCACGGUAGGCAUUUCACAAUUGAACUGAACAAAUCACUAGCAUCUGAUCCCCGCAUUUUAAUGUCUCAUGCUCCGUUAGGCGAUGGAAUCACUAUCUGUAAGCGCAUCCAAUGA